AUGUUUGUCGGCGUCGGAGCAGGUCGACUUGGGAGAGGUAUGCUUGUAGCGGUGAUCGCGGUAAUGUGCCAUCUGAUACUAACCCAAGCAGGGUUCUACCAAUCUGCCGCACGGCGGUUCUUCACGCGGCAGGCGGGGACCGCGUCUUACGGAGCGUAUGCCGGGUGGCAUGGGCAGGGCAGCGAUGGGCUCACGUACCAGACGGCAGUUGCGUUCAAUGCGAAAGAGCGGCAGGACAAGAAGGAAAGCUCGGUGACGGGCGAGGACAACUACUUUGUCGGGUCAGGGAGCAGCGGGCUAUACGUGGGGGUGGCGGACGGGGUCGGCGGGUGGGCGGCACACGGGUACGACUCGUCGGCGAUCUCGCGGGAGCUGUGUGCGUCGCUGCAGGAGUACGCGGAGCGGGCGCUGGGGUCGCCAGGGCCGAAGGAGCUGCUGCGGCAGGCGUACGGAAAGGUGCGCAAGGACGGGAUCGUGAAGGUGGGUGGCACGACGGCGGUGGUGGCGCAGCUGCGACCUGGGGGGCAGCUGCGCGUGGCGAACCUAGGGGACUCGUGGUGCGGUGUGUUCCGCGAAAGCAAGCUUGUGUUCGAGACGGCGGUGCAGACGCUGGCGUUCAACACACCCUACCAACUGUCGAUCAUCCCGGAACACAUGUUGGCAGAGGCAGCGCGGACCGGGCGCUCGUACAUUCUGAACACGCCAGAGGAUGCUGACGAGUAUGAAUUCAUGCUACAGAGGGGCGACAUAGUGAUGUUGGCUACGGACGGAGUUACCGACAACGUAGCGCCGGAGGACAUCGAGAUGUUCAUCCGAGACCAUGGCAAUAUGAAGGAUCUGCAGGCUGCUACGGAGGAACUCGUUUCCGAGGUUGCUCGCCUGAGUAAAGACCCAAACUUUCCUAGCAUUUUCGCGCAGGAGCUACAGAAGCUUACUGGUGAGCCCCAUAUAGGCGGCAAGGUGGAUGAUAUAACGGUAGUGAUGGUGAAGGUAGACUAG
This is a messenger RNA of Eremothecium gossypii ATCC 10895, 999 nucleotides long. RefSeq names its product type 2C protein phosphatase PTC7 (gene PTC7). The record is from RefSeq and is marked provisional. Lineage: Eukaryota; Fungi; Ascomycota; Saccharomycetes; Saccharomycetales; Saccharomycetaceae. The transcript has a single exon. Bases 1 to 999 code for a protein of 332 amino acids.